AUGGCCUCCAUUUCCCCAAUUAUCUCUCUCUUCUCGCUCCUCCUCUUUACUUACCCCGUCCUCUCCGAUCAUUCGCCGGCGCAUUCCCCUUCUCCACAUACGCAUCCACCCGCCGACCAAAUUUCUACGCCUCCGUCCUCCGCGCCUUCACCCGCCCACUCCCUCUCCUCACCUCCGGCGCCGCCGCCUCCAGAUCUCGACUCACACUCACCUUCUCCCGCACCGACUCCGGACAACAAGUCUCCCUCUAGCUCUCCCGCGCCGGCCGGAGACAUCAAGCGCGAGAGUGAGCCCAAUGCGGCAGAUCUGGACAACAAGGGCGACUCAUCCGGCGGAAUUAGUAGCGGCCAGAAAGUCGGCGUGGCGGUGGGAGUGAUAGCCGGAGUGCUGAUUGUCGGCGCCGGCGUGGUGGUGUACAAAAAGCGGCAGCAGAAUAUCCAGCGGUCGCAGUACGGGUACGCCGCCAGGAGAGAGAUUCUGUAG
Molecule: messenger RNA, 483 nt
Organism: Salvia hispanica
Lineage: Eukaryota; Viridiplantae; Streptophyta; Magnoliopsida; Lamiales; Lamiaceae
Source: RefSeq, a predicted model, not a curated record